Messenger RNA from Hyalella azteca, 2543 nucleotides. Its product is annotated as facilitated trehalose transporter Tret1. Gene Ontology annotation, biological process: transmembrane transport; carbohydrate transport. Gene Ontology annotation, cellular component: membrane. The coding region runs from base 246 to 1835 and encodes 529 amino acids. The record is from RefSeq and is a predicted model, not a curated record. Gene Ontology annotation, molecular function: sugar transmembrane transporter activity. NCBI's taxonomy places the organism in Eukaryota, Metazoa, Arthropoda, Malacostraca, Amphipoda, Hyalellidae. The transcript is spliced from 9 exons.
CGGUUCAAAAUGCUCAGCGUUUCAGGGUCCAAGAUAUACGCGCGACGUUUUUACUAGGAAUACAUCCUUUUUUCAUAACUAAUCUGUCAACCGUGAAGUUAGUGUAGUUACUGUUCAGUUUUUCGAGUACCGAAAUUAGUUCAACCAGCUGUUUAAGGACUAAAUUUUACGCACAUACUUUGAAAUUGCGGACUGGCGAGUGAGCUGAAAGAAUGAAAAUUUUGCAGUAAUUGUGUAUCAUUAAAAUGCCAUCUACGCGUCAAUCUCUGCACAUAACUGUGGGCACCCCGCGGCCUGCUCGCAGACGCCAAUAUUUUGCUGCCAUUUCCGCAUCAAUAGGAGCCUUGACUGUAGGCUCAAUAAUUGGGUAUGCCUCUCCUGCAACAUCGCAGCUGCGUCAACCCGAAAUAAACAAUUCUUCAGAAAUCAUUAAUUCCACUUACGCAACGCAAUGUGUAGAAACAACUUUCCACUCGCCUCGAGACUUCAUUCUAUGUUCCUACGAAUCGGUCGCUUCGUUCUUCAUGGCCACGACCACAGACCAGAAAAUGCUUCCGUCCGAAUCAGUUACGCUGAGCAGCUCUCAACUGUCGUGGUUCUCAUCCGCAUUUAGCAUCGGCGCUCUCAUCGGCGGAGCUUUUGCAGGCGUCCUCAUACAGCACGCUGGCCGGAAAGGUGGAAUGCUUCUAUCUGUAGCGCCUUGCAUCGCCGGAUGGCUUGCUUUGGGAUUCGGAAGAUCGUUCUGGGCCCUGGUGACGGGGCGCACGUUAACAGGCAUGUUCACGGGCAUUACAUGUGUCGCGGUCAACACGUACAUCGGAGAGAUCUCCUCUAGUGACAUACGUGGCAUGCUUGGUACUUCGUUUCAACUGAUGCUGGGUACAGGCAUCGUUUAUAGCUACUCCUUCGGUGCCCUCGUGUGGUGGGAUGACCUGGCAUUCAUCUGUUGCGUUCCUCCAGCAGUUUUCUUUGUUCUGGUAUUUUUCAACCCCGAGACCCCAGCGUUUCUCGUGACCAAAGGACGAAAAGAAAAGGCUGAAGAGACCCUUCAGCAGCUGAGAGGACGCUCAUGGGACGUAUUGCCGGAGCUGAAACUGCUGGAGGAGGCCGCUGCGGAGGCGAAGCAACAUAAGAUGAAGAUGUCAGAUUUGUGUUCGUCACACGUCGCCCGUCCACUCGUCAUCGUGCUUGGUCUCAUGGCCUUUCAACAGCUCUGUGGCAUCAACGCCUUCGUCUUUAAUCUUGACACUAUAUUUAAGAGUGCGGGAAGCGGUCUGUCUUCAGAGGUCAGUAGCAUCUUAUGCGCGCUGGUGCAGACCCUGGCUACGUUCAUUUCCUUCUUCUUGGUUGAAACUGCAGGCAGGAAGCUUCUGCUUGUCAUAUCGGCUGUCGUUAUGGGACUCAGUCACGCAUGCGUUGGUCUCUUCUUCUACCUGUUGGAGACAGAUGAGGCUUGGACACAACAAUAUCUUUCAUGGCUACCCUUGCUGGCAGUGAUGGUGUUCCAGGUGGCAUUCUCCGCGGGAUAUGGACCUGUACCAUGGGUCAUGAUGAGCGAAUUGUUUCCACCUCGCAUCCGUGAGACCGCCAGCUCGCUAGCUACCGUCACCAACUGGACAGCUUCCUUCUUCGUCAUAUUCUCUUUCGAGCCGCUACAGGCAUCCCUGGGAAGUUACGGCUUUUAUUGGCUCUUCGCGUGCAUCUGUGUGGUGGCCACGAUUUUUUCUGCUACUGUGGUUGUGGAGACCAAAGGAAAAACUUUCGAAGAAAUUGGCGAAAUUUUCUCCUCAAAAAAUCGUCUAUCUUCUUCCUCAGAUACGGAAGCUCGGUAUUGAUUUUUUUCUGUAAUACGGAAACUCUGGAUUAAUUUUAUCCUUUAAUAGAGGAGCUUGGUUUUAAUAAUUGUAAGGCUGCUUCCGUUGUAAUUCAGAAGACCAUUGCAAAUUCAUACUAAACGACAAUGCCAGCAAAUCGAAUAAUCGAAUCGAUGUAAAUCCGCGAUGCAAAUUGCAAAUUAAAUCUAAAUCGAAUAAGACGGUUCACGAACAUAGUAAGCAAAAGAUUAUAUUGAAAAUUAUUAGUUCAGUACAUUCCGUGGCGUCGAAAAUCUCCUCGGGUUUAAAAAUAGCUACUGGACAAUAACGAUUCAUUAGAAAAAAUAACAUGAUGCAUUAUAAUUAAUCGUGAAAUGAUCAUUUGGAAGAUAUGAAAAGAAGCUAGAAGAGAUAUGUGAAAAGCGCUCAAGUAAAGAACGUUCAUAUCGCGAUUUGUGUACUAUUUACAAUAGAACAUUACAAUAGAACAUUUGUGUUCUAUUUAUAAGUCAUUUGACAUUGGUUUCAUUUGAUCACUCGAGUAUCCUUGACCCUGAAUUUAAUGAAUUAUUUCUAUCCGUUCGAAACGAGAGUCCAAGUCUGUGUAAUAAAUGAGAGUCCAGGUCUGUCUAGUGUGGCAAGCCCGACGGUCAUUUGCCUCCACGAAAUUCAAGAUAAGAGGAUUAGCCUUACCGGAGGACAUGUUUUAAAAGACAAUUUCAUUUUUUC